Messenger RNA from Saprolegnia parasitica CBS 223.65, 2094 nucleotides. RefSeq lists its product as hypothetical. The transcript has 7 exons. The coding region runs from base 1 to 1965 and encodes 654 amino acids. The record is from RefSeq and is a predicted model, not a curated record. Lineage: Eukaryota; Oomycota; Saprolegniomycetes; Saprolegniales; Saprolegniaceae.
AUGCGCAUCUCGUUCGAGCUGCGCGGGCAGAAGGCGAAGCGCGCCUCGUGCAAGCGGCCGCCGGGCGCGCCAAUGCAGCUGCAAGCGCCCAUCACCAUUCCCAAGCGCGUCGUCAAGCGCCAUUGGCGGCAGAUCGUCGACGCGGUGGCCAUGGCCAGCGUCGCGCGAGCGUGCUCCAGCAGCGUGCAGCCGCCACAGUGCGAGUCUCUGGUCCGCGCGUUGGCCAAUCCCACACUUGCCGUAACACACCAUGGGCUCCCGCUUCACGCGCUACCGGACUUGAAGAGCUCGUGCGUCGUGUUCUUGUUUCGUGAGGGCUUUCUUUGCCGCGGCGUCGCACGCGCCGAGGCGGUCGAUGGCUACGCGCAAGCCUACGACGAUGCUUCGAGCGCGUUUUUGCUGGCGCUCGACAGCGGCGUCAUUCCGGCCGGCCUCACGACCUUGAUGCCAUGCAUCUUCUACGACAAUUGCAUCCUCGUCGACAUCUGGGACUACCGCGGUGACGAAUCAAUUUCAGUCCCGACGACGUCAGCCGAGCUCCCACGCGAGGCGCCAAGCAGCAGAGUAGUACGCACGCGUCGACUGGUGCUGCGCGAGUCGCUGAGCCAUUGUAUGCUGCACCGCGAGCAGUUUGUAGAGGCAGCGGCGCCAAACGCACCGGCUGGGUUGUGCGUCGAGUUUGAGGCCGCGCUCCUACCGCACGUGCACCCGAAUGACACGCUGUGCUGGGACCCGACGCCAGAUGUCUUUCAAGCCGCAGCCGCGCUUGGACUGAGCAGCCACGUGGGCCAAGCGGCAAUGCUGCGUCGAUUGGGCAUUGGCGCUGCGUGGCAGUACGCGUCGCUCGGCUGCCCGCCGGCUGUAUCGACACCCAUGGCGAUGGCGACAGGGACGCUUUCCAUGAGUAACAUCGCCAAGCCGCCAUCAUCAUCAAGAAGUCCAGCAGCACCCGAGGAAGCGGAAGGUCCGUUCUCGACAACGCGCGUCGCUGUCCCGAGGCCAAUCCUACCACCGUCGUCGGCUUCGUUUCUCGCCGCGGCCACGCAGUUGCGGACAGGCUUGGUGGCCACAUGGCACGGACGACUCGACAUCGCGGCCACCGUCGUCGACGCCGCCGUCCUCGUCGCCGCCGCUCGCCGCUCGCUGCCGCUGCUACCCACGACCGACGAGGGGCCUGCGCGCUCGGGCGCCGCCGCGUCGAUCGAGGACCGGGACCAAGGCCGCCAAUGGCAUCAUUUUGCAAUCCUCGCCCAGCGUACGAAGAUGUCGAUGACCAUUGUCGUGCCACCGCCCAGCCUCGCCGACGACGCGCGCGGAUCGCCCUUUGCGAUCGCAUCGCUCCUGAACCCUGUGCACAUCAAGUCGGAGCCGCUCGCGAUGCGCGCGCUCACGUUUGCCAAAGACCUCACGGGCGCCUACGGUCUCCUGGAUCUGCGCCGCGACACCCAGUGCUUCCUCUCGACCUGCAGCCGCGAAGCCACGAUCGGUGGCCUCUGCCGCGACCAUACGUGCGCGGUGAACGGCUGCCGCAACAUUAGCGUCCUGGACGGCAUGUGCCGCUUCCACAGCGUCGGCGAAGAGUGUGCGUCGCUCAUGACGCCGCGCAUGAAGCUCGAGACGAAGCGCCACGCGACGAGCCCUGUGGGCAAGCCGCUCCCGAGCGUCGUCAUGAUGCAACCCAUGGCGUCCAAGGUCUACGUGCGCUCGCGCUACUGCAAGGUGGCCGAUUGCCACAAGCUGCGCCACAAAAACGGUCUCUGUGUCGCCCACGGCGGUGGCUGGUACUGCAAGGUCGACGGCUGCACCAAGCACAGCAAGGCGAAAGGCCUCUGCUCGGCGCACGGCGGCAUCCAUUACUGCCGCGUCGAAGGCUGCACCAAGUACCGCAAGAAGAAGGGUCUUUGCAUUGCCCACGGCCGCGACGUGUUUGGUCGCAGCGACAGCAUUGGCUCGUCGUCGGACUAGAUAUGCUGUCCGAUACGGCCGUUUUUGUCACGGCGCCGCGCUGUUAUUUUAUUCGUGCCUUGUACUAUUUAUUGUCGGUUUUGCUUCCUAUUUUAACGCUUCUUGAAAUUCAAUUUUGUUCUUAACGGU